GUUCAAUUGCGUGUCAAACGCGGAUAUAAUAUGGGGGAAUCUGGAGGCAGUACGGGGGCAGUACAACUGGGGACCCCCCGACAAAGUGGUCGCAUAUGCAGAGCAACACAAUAUGAAGAUCAGGGGACAUAACCUAAUAUGGCACGAACAGUUGCCCACAUGGAUUGCGGGACUGGAGGGCAAAAAGGCUGAGCUCGAGCAAGUGAUCAAGGACCGUAUUAAUACAGUGGUUGGACGUUUUAAAGGUAAGAUCUACGCGUGGGAUGUCGUCAAUGAGGCGAUCGAUGAAGUGUCCGGCGAACUAAGGGACAGCAUAUGGUCGCGAACUUUUAACUACAGUUUCAUUGAGGAGGCC
Oppiella nova is the source of this 355-nucleotide messenger RNA. Lineage: Eukaryota; Metazoa; Arthropoda; Arachnida; Sarcoptiformes; Oppiidae. The record is from the annotation of a GenBank genome assembly.